CCGUUGCGAAUGUGUGACUAUCCUUAAUAAUCAAGGGUAUAACUGAGAUUUUAUAUGUGAUGGCAAAGUGAACUCUCUUAAUAAUACCACAAUUAUGUCCUCUUAUGCCUUCCCAAAUUAAGCUGUAGAGCUAGCUACAGCUAGUGAUUUUCUGUUAUCCAACAAAUAAAAAAUGCGUAACUGAAAUCUCUAUGAACAUAAGCCCCUAAUUAGAAACCAAAAUGUGCAAGAAGCUCUCCAAAACCCACAAAUUUAGGAUUAAUCCCUCUCAAUAUGCAUUGUGCCUUAACCAGCUCUUGCAUAGUGGACUAUAAAAUCAAAGCCUUCUAUUCACCAUUCCAAUCAACAGCACCCACUACGAUACAAAAACUUGAAACCAAGAAACAGAAAAAUAAACAAUAAAAAUGGCUAGAAAAAACACAUGCUUGGAUGUCCAUGCAGCUCUAAUCGUGACAUUAAUUCUCCUCACCGCCGCUAUAGCCGUGGCAAAUGAUGAUACACCGGUACCAGCCGACUACUCCCAAGUUAACACGUGGUUCAAUAACAACGUGAAAUCGUACAAAGAACGGCAAGGCACGCUUGACCCUGCCCUUGUAACGGCUGAGGUUGGUCAAACCGUAGUCAAGGUUAUGAAAGAUGGAAGUGGAGAAUUCAAGACCAUCACUGACGCUGUUAAUAGCAUUCCGGCCGACAACACCAAACGUGUCAUUGUGUACAUUGGAGGGGGAGAGUACAAUGAAAAAAUCACAAUUCCACGGAAUAAACCAUUUGUUACAUUUUAUGGCUCUCCAACAAAUAUGCCAACUUUGACCUUUUCUAGCGGAGCCCCAAAGUAUGGAACUAUGGAUAGUGCCACAGUGAUUGCCGAAUCCGACUACUUCGUGGCAGUUAACCUUAUUAUUAAGAACUCUUCACCAAAGCCAGCUAGGAAUAGCGUGGGACAACAGGCAUUGGCAUUGAGGGUGUCGGGGACCAAGUCAGCCUUGUUCAAUUGCAGACUGAUUGGUUUCCAAGACACACUUUGUGAUGACAAGGGAAAUCAUUUUUUCAAGGACUGCUUUAUUGAAGGCACUGUGGAUUUCAUCUUUGGAAGUGGAAAGUCUCUCUAUUUGAACACUGAGUUACAUGUGUUGGGGGAUAAUGAAAUGACAGUGAUAACAGCACAAGCAAGGGACUCAGCUUCAGAGGAUACUGGAUACUCAUUUGUCCACUGCAACAUAACUGGGACUGGAAAUGGCACGUAUUUGGGCAGGGCUUGGAGGAUCAGUCCUAGGGUGGUCUUUGCCUACACCGGCAUGUCCGAGGUCAUCACCCCAGCCGGUUGGAACAACAAGAACCGCCCCGAACGUGACAGCACCGUGUUCUAUGGAGAAUACAAGUGUUCGGGUCCAGGUUCAAAUAUGGUUGGGAGAGUAAAAUACGCCAAACAACUGAAUGAGGAACAAAUCAAACCUUUCCUCAACCUUGGCUAUAUUCAGGGUUCCAAAUGGCUGCUUCCUCCUCCAAAUCCAAAAGUGUAG
Molecule: messenger RNA, 1520 nt
Organism: Prunus persica (peach)
Lineage: Eukaryota; Viridiplantae; Streptophyta; Magnoliopsida; Rosales; Rosaceae
Product: putative pectinesterase 63
Exons: 4
Coding region: 405-1520 (371 amino acids)
Biological process (GO): cell wall modification
Molecular function (GO): pectinesterase activity
Source: RefSeq, a predicted model, not a curated record